This is a messenger RNA of Lytechinus variegatus (green sea urchin), 1147 nucleotides long. It is a transcript of the gene dnajc17, whose product is annotated as dnaJ homolog subfamily C member 17-like. NCBI's taxonomy places the organism in Eukaryota, Metazoa, Echinodermata, Echinoidea, Temnopleuroida, Toxopneustidae. The transcript is spliced from 10 exons. Gene Ontology annotation, molecular function: RNA binding. The coding region runs from base 59 to 1000 and encodes 313 amino acids. Gene Ontology annotation, cellular component: spliceosomal complex. Gene Ontology annotation, biological process: spliceosomal complex disassembly. The record is from RefSeq and is a predicted model, not a curated record.
CUUGAUUUGUAACAGAAUUGUUCAACUACACCAUACCAGUUGUAAUAACGAAUUCACGAUGAACAUUUCCGAGCUUGAUUUGUACGAUAUCCUUGGGAUUCUACAAGAUGCUGAUCAAGAUGCGAUUAAGAAAGCAUACAGGAGAAAGGCACUGAAAUGCCAUCCAGAUAAAAACCCAGACAAUCCUCAUGCUGCUGCAGAGUGGGAGAAGCUUGCCAAAGCUUUAGAAGUACUAAGUGAUGAGGAUGCAAGGGCUACUUAUGAUAAAGUUCUCAAAGCAAAGAAGGCAGCAGAACUCAGGAACAAAGCACUCGAGGGAAAAAGGAGAAAAAUUAAAGAAGACCUUGAAUCAAGAGAAGCCUCAUACAAGAAAGAACAAGAAACUUCAACAACUGAUAUAAUUUCCUUGGAGGAAAAGAUCAAGCGAUUGAGGGAAGAAGGAUCACAGACGUUGAAGAAAGAACAAGAGCUUCUAAGAAAUGAACUCCAUUCUGCUCCUCCUCUGCAUGAAGAUACAUCCCCUAAAUUGAAGAUAAAAUGGAAAGCACAGAAAGGAGAUGUAACAAAUGGAGGAUACGAUUAUGCUUUCUUGAAACGCAUUUUUGGAAAAUAUGGACAGGUCAAGAAUUUGAUAUUGUCAAGCAAGCGGAAUGGAAGUGCUAUAAUUGAGUUCUCAUCUGCUGCUGCUGCUGAAAUGGCUGUCUCAAAUGAAUUUGGUCUACCUAACAACCCAUUGCAGUUAACCUGGCUGUCAGGAAAGCCAGAGAAAAAGCCUGAAGAAGUGGUGCAUAUGGAAUCUGCUGUGGAAAAACAGUUUGAGGAAGAUGUCUUGCAGCUUCUUCUCCAAGCAGAAGCUAACAAACAAAAACAACCAACUAGCAAAGAACAAUCCAGCGAGAGCUGGCAUCAAAGCAGUGAACAUUCAGAGGUUAAGAAAGACCAGUACUAUGAACAUUGCCCUCCAUCACAUUUAAAUGAAAAAGAAGGGGAUGAUGGAUGAUGAAUUGUGAUGGACUUGAACAUCAAUAGUUCCAGCAACAGGAAAGACUGUUUAUACUGCAUUGAUUGCCAGAAAAGACUGUGAAGGAUUACAUCACUCUUCCCAGUGAUUCCACUUUAUUACUGCGCACCCUUACACCCAGAAAAA